CCCGGAUCCCCAGGUGUGAGCCUCUCCCUAUGACUAGCGGCUCCUCGGUUCUUUCUCUCUCUCUCUCUCUCUCUCUCUCUUUUUGAACACCCCACCUUCUCCCUCUCCCUUGUCCUUUUUUUAUUUUAAUUUUGUUAUUUUUACCUUUCGAGUUCAUUGACAUCUUCGUUCUGCUCUCUCUCUCUCUUUUCUCCUCCCACCCCCCCCCAUCGAAACCGACCCUAUUUGUUUUUUUUGGACAUCAAUAAUUCAUUUGCCAAGCGAGAAAGGGGGAAAACGACGAAGAAGGAACAUUAAAGCGAGAAAAUGUCGGGCCAGACGAUCACGGACCGGAUCGCCGCAGCUCAGUACAGUGUGACCGGCUCGGCCGUGGCCAGGGCUGUCUGCAAGGCGACCACCCAUGAGGUGAUGGGACCCAAAAAGAAGCACCUGGACUAUCUUAUUCAAGCCACAAAUGAGACCAAUGUUAAUAUACCUCAAAUGGCUGACACACUCUUUGAGAGAGCAACGAACAGCAGCUGGGUGGUGGUGUUUAAGGCUUUAGUUACUACACAUCAUUUGAUGGUCCACGGCAAUGAGAGAUUUAUUCAGUACCUGGCAUCCAGAAAUACUUUGUUCAACCUCAGCAAUUUUUUGGAUAAAAGCGGGACACAUGGUUAUGACAUGUCUACGUUUAUUAGAAGAUACAGCAGAUACUUAAAUGAAAAGGCAUAUUCCUAUAGGCAGAUGGCAUUUGAUUUUGCAAGAGUAAAGAAAGGGGCUGAUGGUGCAAUGAGAACUAUGGCUCCAGAAAAAUUAUUGAAAGGCAUGCCAAUACUGCAAGGGCAGUUGGAUGCACUACUGGAGUUUGAUGUCAGCCCUGGUGAAUUAUCAAAUGGAGUAAUAAAUGCUGCUUUCCUGCUACUUUUCAAAGAUUUAAUCAAAUUAUUUGCAUGUUACAAUGAUGGAAUCAUUAAUUUGUUAGAAAAAUAUUUCGAAAUGAAGAAGGGACAAUGUAAAGAAGCAUUGGAAAUUUAUAAAAAGUUUCUUACUAGGAUGACAAGGGUCUCAGAAUUUCUUAAAGUUGCUGAACAAGUGGGUAUUGACAAAGGUGACAUUCCAGAUCUGUCUCAAGCAAUACACUGGAGAAUUCUUGCUGACCUUAAAAAUUCUGACAAUGAGAGUUCACCUUUUAAAGACUGUACCAUUGAUAAUCCGGCUCCUAGCAGUCUUCUGGAAGCACUUGAGCAACAUUUGAAUACACUAGAAGGCAAGAAAAAUGCAUCGGGCAGUAGGACUUCUGGAGCACCACAGGGAAAUAUGGGUUCACCAGAAAAUACCGGAUCAUCCCCCACUUGUAGUCCAGCAAAGGUGGCCGAUACAUCUGCAGUAGUCGAUUUGUUUUCACCCCCACCCUCUGUAGCUCCAAUGAAUGCGUCUAAAUUAUCCAGUGAUCUUCUUGAUCUACAGCCAGAUUUUACAUCUCCAGUGCAAUCAACAGUGACUGCUAAUCCACCAACCAGUGCUUGGGGAGACCUUUUAGGUGAAGAUUCUUUGACUUCUCCUGCCCUCCCUAAUGCCUCUGAGGCACAACCUUCUGAUCCAUUUGUAGCAGACGCUUCCCUGACCACCCCUCCUACAUCCGCUGAUACUUCUACACCUGCAUCUGCUCCCGCUACUGCAGCGACAACCAGUGAUCUGGAUCUUUUUGGAGAUGCAUUUGCAGCUUCGCCUACUGAAGAAUCAACAACAUCUGAAGGGGCAGGAGCAGCAGCAGCCCCUGCAGCAGCAGCGCUUGAUGCAUGUGCUGGAACUGACCCUUUUGCACCAUCUGAAGGUAGUGCAGAGGCUGCUGCUGAACUGGACCUUUUUGCUAUGAAGCCCGCUGAGGCCAGCGUUCCUGCAACUACCCCCACUACCAGUGCAACCACCAGUGCAACUACCAGUACAACUACCAGUGCCAUUACCAGCACAACAACUAGUGUGACUACGACUGAGACUGUUACUGUUACUGCUACUGCGACUGCUACUACUAUUACUGCGACUGCUACUACUACUCCUCCUACUACUGCUCCUCCUACCACUACAACUGCUGAUACUCCUGUCACCACCACUGCACCUGUUCUUGAUAUUUUUGGUGAUUUGUUUGAUUCAGUACCUGAACCAAAUGCAUCUACAACUCCCAAACCAGAAACAGCUCCUAGUGUAGACCUGUUUGCAUCAGAUGCUUUUUCAACCCCUUCUCGUGGGGCUUCUCCUUUGCCUGAAAAUAGUCUUACUGCUGAUCUGUUAUCUGUUGAUGCAUUUGUAGCACCACCACCUACAAUCAGUGCCUCUCCUGCUAAAUCAGAAUCUUCAGCUGUAAUUGAUCUAUUUGGUGACGCUUUUGGUAGUUCUGCUACUGAGUCUCAGCCUGCCACUCAGGCUGUUUCCAGUUCAUCUGCUUCUUCGGACUUACUAGCCGGUUUUGGAAAUACAUUUAUGACCCCGACAACUACACCGAUGCCACCAGCACAGAAUAAUGUUUUGCAGCCUGACUUUGAAACAGCAUUUGGUAUGACUGCUACAAGUAACACCUUUGAUUCAUCAGUUUUUGAUGGCUUAGGUGACCUCCUUAUGCCCACAAUGGCGUCACAGAAUCAAGCUGCACUUUCAGGAAUGCCAGCACCAGCAGGAACACAGCCAGUGAAAAGCCUAGGGAGUGAUCUUGAUUCUUCACUUGCAAAUCUUGUAGGAAACUUGGGUAUUUCUCCUACUCCAGGAAAGAAGAGUGACCUUCAGUGGAAUGCCUCUGAAAGGAAAUUGACAGGAGGAGCAAACUGGCAGCCAAAGGUUGCUCCAACCACAGCUUGGCCAGCAGGUUGUCCGCCCAGCAACCAAAUGAAUGGUUGGCCAAUUCCAAGUUAUGGAGCUGUUCCACCUGUAGGACCUCCACCCACUGCACAACCAGUACCUGGAUUUGGGAUACCACCUGCAAGUGCAGGUAUACCCAUGAUGCCUCAGCAGCCAAUGAUGUAUCCUCAACCCAUGAUGAGACCAACAUUUGGAGCUGGAGCAGUUCCCGGAGCACCGCUUUCCCCAAGCCCAACGCCCGCCACUCAGAGUCCCAAGAAACCUGCAACAAAGGACCCUCUAGCCGAUCUAAACAUCAAGGAUUUCUUGUAAACAAAGCUACAGUUCUUGCGAUGAUGGGAAUGCUGAAGGUGACAACAGUUGAUAUCGAAUACCCCAAGCAAUCCACCAGUCAUGUUUCAAUGCUUAUUCAGACUUCCAUAUUGUAAAAGGUGUAGCACAACUGUGAAAGUAACCCUUAGAAAUGUGUACUUUUUGAUGUUAUGCCCUAAGCUGUCAGGAGUUGUGCAUUUUGGAUUGUGUUUUGCAACUUGAAGAAUGGGUGUAUGUUUCUGAUGCCUUUUAGUGCUUCUCUGUACCUAACUUCAUGGUUUAGGUUGCAGAUUUGCAGCUGUUGUGUGAUGAGCCACUUGGAGUCAUGUGUUUGUAUUCUUCACAGUGCAAAUGUAUAUAAUUUCAUUGCAGAGCCUAGUAUGUCAUGUCUGUUCUGUAUACCUAUUAGCUUAUAGUCAUGAUUCUAAUAGCAACUUACAUAUAAACUAAUGUGCUCACACCCAUCGAAUCUUAAGUCUGAAGUUUUGUCAGAAGCAAUUCACAGCUGCAAAAAUUGGGUUAAACAUUCAAUCCAACUAUUUUUAAGAAAACACUUGUGCAUUACGUUCAAAAUUAUUUAUAAUUCCUUAAAGUAAUAUAAAUUGAUGUUAAACUUCCAUAGUCUGCACUUAUCUUGGCAUAAAGGUAUUACUUGACAAAAAUGUAUGCUGUUUGCCAAGACAGAAAAUGUUAUCUAAAUAGAUCUCAUAUUUAUAUCUAUUGGUAUGUCCAAUUUCUGUAUUUAAUUUCUUUUGUUUUAUGUAUUCUUUGCUUAAUGGACCAGAAGUAAAAUAUUGGACACUGAGAAUGCGUAUUUUGGAAAAGACGAUAAUGGGUUUGUGUUCUCAGAUGUCUGGUCACUAUGAGGGAUCACAAAGCAGUUCAAAUGCACUUUUUUUCCUUCUUGUCCAGUACCAACUUUUUAAUCUUUUUCCAUCCAGCAAUACCAUUUUUUUUUAUUUGGAAGUCCUUUUUAUCAUUAGUGUUGUCAGUAUGUUUUUAUAUGCAAAUAGAUAAUCUCAAACAAUGUCCAGAAUCUCUCCUAUACCUUUCCACCCUUACUGGAAACAACAUGUACUGUGUGAUUCCCAGGGAAACAUCCUAUUGUUUCUGAAAACUGCUUGGCAAAAGGUGUAGGCACCAACAAAGGAGAUCACUGUUGAUCAGUGGAAUUUAGUGUUCUCAGGCAUGGCAGCUGUUUUGUAAAAAUGCUAUGCAGUUUGAAAGUGUUUCAUUUAUGUCUCUUCAGAUCUAUCAGUAUAUCUAUAUAUUGUACUAUUCCAAGUAAACGUAUCUGGAAUUAAUGUGGAAAAAUGCAUUAUAUUUAAAAUAUUACUCUUUUUAUUUAAAUUUGUUUGAUUUUUUUUGUUUAUGAUCCAGUGCAUGUAUGCCCUUUGAAAUGCAAUAAAUGCGUUGAACAAAGUAAAUUUAGACAUGCUUGUUUUGCUAAAAUAGUUGUGCUAUAUAAAAAAAUUGAAGUCUGUCACUAGACCUGUUCAACUUAUUGCAAAAAAAUUGUUUAAGUGCUGUUUCUCUUAGACUACAUCAGGUCCUUGUCCUUAUUACCCUGUCCUGGAAUUUUAUGCUCCUUCACUGAACUUGAGCCUUUGUCAGUAGUCAUCAUGGGACAUGAAGCUAUUUUUGCAUUUCCAACUUGGUCCGUACGACCUGUUGAAGAGCCUUUGAUAAUCUCCUGCUCUGCUAAUAAAAGGUACUUUCACAGAAUUGGGGUUUUUAGCCUCAAAGUCACCAUGUUCCUUUGGGGAAACCUUGAUAAUCAUGCCAUUUAAUGCAUUGCAUGAACACCUGCUAAGCAAUUUUCUAUGUCAUUUACUAAUGAAAACUUCCCUAUCAGCAGGUAAAACCAAUCAAUGAUGUGAGAAUAAUCAGAUUAUUUAGGAUGUAAAGGAAUUUUUAUUAUAAGUUUGAGUGUAGGAUUUUCUCAUCUUGUAUAAAGCCACUGAACAGCUUCUUCAGAUUUUUAAACACCUUGGAUCAGACAUGACAUGGAGUUUAUCCUGAGAGAGUUUUUGAUUGCUUGCAUCUACUUUCCAAAUGGAGUCAUGUUAAUUUCUUAGAGCUGUGAAAGCAAAACUUUAAUUUGAAAUACAAAUUCUUAAUAUGAAGUAAAAGGCUAAAUGCACUACCUGUAAGAAACCUUAAUCGUUAACAUUUUGCUGUGUUCAAAGGGUUUUUUGAUAACCCAAUGGUAUUGCUGUCGAGGUCUCAAGCCAGAUUACCCACUUGCGUGAACCUGAGCAGAAGAUAGUAGAACUUGAUUAUAGAACCUGGGAGCAGGAUUGAUCGAAUGUGCUCUACCAUUUAAUUAUACGGCUGAUGAUGUUGAGAUAACAAAGUGUGGAGCUGGAUGAACACAGCAGGCCAAGCAGCAUCUUAGGAGCACAAAAGCUGAAGUUUCGGGCCUAGACCCUUUUUCACGAUGUAACUUUUUGGCAUAGUUUAGGUUAGUAAGUAAAUGAUUUCUAACAGUAGAAUCACACCUAGUGCUGGAAAUACUUUUCUAAGGCUUGCAAGCAUAGAUUGACUAUCCAUAGUAGGAAGCAUUCUGAUCAAUGUGAUAUUAAAUAGGGUCUGCCAGUUAUUGGAAGGUAUGGCCUAUAUACCUGGCAUCACACCAGCACUGAGACUUGUUCUGCUAAACAUGAUAAAUAGCUCCAAACACAUUCUUGCUGAAAAUGAGCAGUUAUUUUCUGUAGUGCCCAGUUAUUAGGUUACCCUGGAAAAAGAAAGUGUCAAAAUUUGGACUAUAGGUGAAGCUAGUUGCUUCAUGUUGCUACUGUGCAGUAAAUCAAUGAGUCGUAUUGUCCACUAACCAUUGCAAUCAAGUCCAAAAGACAUUUCCUAAUACACAAGUGAGUAAUGUCAUGAGAUUUGAUGCCAGUGUGAUGUUCUGUAUGUAGGCUUCAGUAACUGGUGGUCAAUAACAAAUAAUGCAUCCUGUUGACCAUUUGCAGUGCACAGUCUGUCAAUUGUGCACAUCCAGCCGGUGCUUGCAAGCUUCAGAAAAGUAUAUCCACCAUUAGAUGUGAUUCUGCUAUUGUGAGGAGUUACAACAGAAACUUUAAUAUUAAUCAGUUAGACUUGCAGCGUGUUACAUUUCCACAUACUAGAUGUUACAUACAUAAAUAUCCAGGACUGUAUUUGGCAGAAGGAAUUUAUGCAUUGAAAGCAACCUUUUUGAAUAAAAAGGCUGUGGAGACAGCCAGUUACUGCUGCAACACCAUUACCAUGUCUUGACCAAUUAGAAACCACCUGCCUGAUCUGAGAAGACUGACAGUUAACUGUUCUUUCUUCCUCUCUGCCAGUGACAUUCCAAUGAGCCAGCAGUCUCAUGCUGUAUAAAAUGGUAAUCUUUUGUAUAAGUCUUUCAGCCUACUUCUGCUCAGUGUAAGACAAAAGACUUCUUGUGUCGUUUUCAGCAAAGGUUUAAAGUUUGUACUACCAAGCUUUUUGGUUAGUCUCACUGUUCUUUGCUCACCUUCAGUUUUUGUUUUAAUCAUCUACCACUUCCCUUUUGAAACAAGUAUUGUAUGUGGUUCCUUCAGAUAGUUCACUUCAAAAUUUCGUUAUCUGAUUCCUUUUUCAAAAAAAUGACUCCACUUUCUUAUUGCUGUCUGCCAAUUAACUUAAAUCUGCCCUUUUGUUACUUACUCUACUGGCAAUAGAAGUGUUACUCCUUAUUCUACUAAAGACCUUUGGAAAUGAUAACAGCAGCAUCUCCUGUAAGUCGUCUGGGCUCUUGAUCUCAGUCUUCCAAAUUCUUGAUUUUUUUUUAACAGAAGAAAUAAAUGGGCUGUGAUUUUUCAAUAUAAGCACAAGAAAUCAUCUUACAGCAGAUGUUAUUGUUUUAAUAACAUUUAAGUAGCUUUUUAAGCUUAAGUUUUAAAUGCUUGGUUAUGGCUAGGAUUUUUCAUUUUUUUUGGCGGGGGGCAUGGAUGUAACAAGGAUGAUAGAGCAGUAAUAAAAGGACAGUGUAGUGAUUUGAACACAUCGCUUUGAAGUCAUUGGGUCCAAUUGUUGGAGUAAGCUACCGUAUAAAUACUGUGGCUGCAAGAGCAGAGCAAAAGCCUAGAUAUGGCGGUCUACAAAUAGGACAAAUUCAAUCUAGGUGGUCACUGGGGACUUGAUCACCACUGACAUACUGUGAUUGUGCAAUCAAGCUAUUCCUACUCACCACUAUUCCUGUUCUCCGGUGCUCUAGAUUUCAUUGUUACAUUGAUCAAGAUUAGGAGAAAUAAAAGUUGAAUUCCAGAAGUGAGGUGAAAGGAACUGCCUAAGGCAACAUUUGACUGAGCUGGUGGGAUCAGGGGAAGAGGGAAUGGGAAUUUCCAUCGUCAGGAGUCACAUAACACAAAAUUGUGGUUUCCAAGGCCAUUCAGUUUAACCCCAGAACAUCGUUGCAGGUGUUCAUUGGGAGAGCAUCCUCAGCCCAACAAUCUUCACCUGCUUUAGUGAUCUUCUCUCCAUCAUAGGUCAGAAGUAGAAAUGUUUGUUUUUGGUGCUGAACAUUGCACAUUCAUAACUCCCAGAAGCUGAAACAGGCUGUGCCCAGCAAGACCUACACAUCAACGUGGGCUUGGCCUGAUCAGUAGCAACAGAGAUUUAUGCCACACAUUUAUGACCCCCAUUUCAACAAGACAGAGCAGUCUUCCCCCUUGACAUUCAAUGACCUAGCCAUCGCUCAACCUCCCACUUUCAUCAUCCAGGGGGUUACAAUUGACCAGAAACUGAACUGGACUAGCCAUGUGAACACUGUAGCUAUGAGAGCAGGCCACAGUCUAAGAAUCUUUUCAGCCAAAAGGGGUGGCCGUGGGUACCCGCAUGGGCCCGAGCUAUGCCUGCCUCUUUGUAGGAUACAUGGAACAAUCCCUCUUCUGCAGCUACACUGGCCCCAUCCCCCACCUCUUCCUCCAUUACAUCAAUGACUGUAUCGGCACCAUGUCGUGCUCCCCCAAGGAGCUCGGAACAGUUCACCCACUACUGACACUUUCCACCCUAACUUUAAGUUCACCAGGACCAUCUCCAAUACCUUUCUCUCCUUCCUGGACCCCUCUGUCUCCAUCUCUGGUAACCACCUGGAAACUGAUUAUCUAUUUCAAACCCACCGACUCCCUCAGCUACCUAGAAUACACCACCUCUCACCCACUCUCCUGCAGGAAUGCCAUCCCCUAUUCCCAAUUCCUUCACCUCCGCCACAUCUGCUCUCAAGAUGAGGCAAUGGAUUCCCAGACGUCCGAGAUGGACCUCGUUUUUCACGGACUGCAAUUUCCCCUCCACAGUAGUCAAAGACUCCCUUGACUGCAUCUCUUGUGUUUCCCGUACCUCUGCCCUCACACCCUCUCCCCACGAUAUCAACAAAGACAGAAUUCCCCUUGUCUUCACAUCAUCCCAUUAACCUCCAGAUUCAACACAUCAUUCUCCUCCACUUCCACCAUCUACAAUCUGACCCCACUGUAAAGGAUGUAUUUCCCUCCCCACCCUUAACUGCCCUCUGGAGGGACCACUCUCUUCGUGAUUCCCUUGUCCGUUCCACACUCCCCACCACACCUGGCACUUUUCCCUGCAACUGCAAGAAGUGCUACACCUGGCCCUACACCUCACCCCCAUCCCAGACCCUAAGAAGACCUUCAAGGUUAGCAGAUGUGCAAGUGAACAUCUGUUUAAUGUGGUAUACUGUAUCCACUGUUCCCGAUGUGGCCUCCUCUACAUCAGAGAAACCAAGCAGACGCUUGGAGACUGUUUGUGGAACACCUACCCUCGGUUCCUGACUAAUGACUGCACCUCCCAGUUGCGAACCAUUUCACCUCCCCACCCGCUCCUCGGACAACUUGUCCAUCCUGGGCCUCCUACAGUACCACAACGAUGCCACCUGAAGGCUGGAGGAACAGCACCUCACAUUCCGCUUGGUAACCCCGCAGCCCAAUGGUCUCAAUGUGGACUUCACAAAUUUCAAUAUCCCCAGCGCUGACCUCGUCCCAAGACCAGCCUGUCUCGUCCCCACCUCCCUAACCUGCCCGUCUUCCCUCCCACCUACCUGUCCAUCACUCCCUCAAUCCCAACACCCCCAAUCCCAACUCCCUACCUGUGCUCACCUUUACUGGCAUCAUCUCCGCCUCCUUGACCUGUCAGUCUUCUCUUCACCUAUCAGCACUUCUACCUACCUUCUAUCAUCGCCUCCCCCUCUCUCUAUUUAUUUCAGAGCAGCACCUACUCCCCCAUUUCUGAAGGGUCCAGAUUCAAAAAGCCAGCUUUCCUGCUCCUCUGACACUGCUUGGCCUGCUGUGUUCAUCCAGCUCUACACCUUGUUAUCUUAUUGCAGCCAGUACUCCCCCAAUGAUUCCCCAAAAUCUGUCCACAAUCUACAAGACAUAAGUCAGGAGUGUGAUAGAAUGCUCAUUACUUCCUUCCGUGAGUGCCAGCCAGUUCUGCAGUUAUUGUUCUAGAAGUCAAACCUAACCAAAGUUGUUGUAUUGCUCCUUUUGAUCAUUAUUGCAAAGCAAUGGAUUUUUUUAAAAAAAAUCUGCUUGAAAUAGGUGCUGAAAUAUUCCGUAGUAAUGUAAGUUUUCAUUAACUGCAAGUCAGAAUGCAGAGUAUGAAGGUAACCUUAUGAGAGUGUUACUGGUGGGGAAUCUGAAGCAAAUUGGAAAUUAUAAUGAGUGGUUUGAAAAUCAUAGCUUACUUGCAGUUUGCCUUUGCACAGACUGGAUGAGGCAGCCUGCUAAUAAGUAUAGUUUCAUAAUUGCUCAUGCAUCUUGUUCAUGUAUUCUAUUUAUAAAAUUCCUUUUUUGGGGGUAGGAAAUUAAAAUGUAGACUCCAGUUUUCGUUUUAAUUGGAAGUUAGAAAGAUCUGUAGGUUGGAAAUUGCCCCAGCAACGCUCCUGUGAAAUGUGUACUCGCUGGGCCAUCUGUUUAGUGGUUGAGUCAUCUUUCUGAAAUGUCAAAAUGUUUCCUGAAAACAUCACAUCUCUUUAAAUCUGUGCUUCUGUUGAUUUUUUUUUAAUGGAAGUCGUGGAAAGGUUGCAAAGGAGCUGAGCUUCAUCAGCGAAUAUAAUUUGGGUAUGAGACGUUUCUGUGAGUAAGUGAUAGUCAUCAAUUUUUGCUCUGUCUGCCAAUGACUAGAUAAGGAGCAGAAUUAGGACAUUUGGCCCAUUAAGUCUGUGUUGCUAUUUGGUCAUAGCUGGUAUGUUUUUCAACCCCAUUCUCUUCUCCCUGUAACCCUUGAACUCUUCAAGCAAGAACUUACCUAUCUCUGAUUUCCUCUCUGCUUUCUGUGGCAAUGAAUUCCACAGAUUUAACAACCCUUUGACUGAAGAAAUUCUUCCUCAUCUGUUUUAUAUGGGUCGUUCCUUCACUCGGAGGAUGUAUUGUUGGGCCCUAGUCUGUCCUCCUAAUGGAAACCUCUUCACAUCCACACUGUCCAGGCCCCUCCAAUAUUCUGUCAGUUUCAAUCAGAUAGCCCCUCAACCUUCUAAACUCCAUUGAAUUCGGACCCAGAGUCUUUAACUGCUCUAGGUAUGACAAGUACUUCAUACGUAGGAUCAUUCUUGGAAACGUUCUCUGGCCCCCUCCAACACCAGCACACCCAUCCUUCAACAUGGGGCUCAAAACUGCUCACGGUAUUUCAAAUACAGUCUGACCAGAGCCUUGUACAACCUCAGCGUACAUCUCUGCUUGUGUAUUCUAGACUUGGUGAAAUGAAUGCUAAACAUUGCAUUUGCCUUCCUGACUAUUACAUGAUCCUGCAUGUAAACCUUAAGACAAUCCUCAAAUAAGUCUCCAAAGUCUGUUUGUGCUUCAAAAUACCAAAGCCUUUCCCCAUUUUAGGAAGUAGUUUUAUGCCUAUAUUCCUCAACAUUACCUGUCCCUCCACCUGUCUUUGUGUCAUCUGCAAAAAGGCUAAUAAGCAGCCUCACUAGUAGUCCUUAAUUGAGUCCAGCAGUAGGUAGAUAGUUAGUCUUAUUCUUUAAGAAAUAUAACUGAGUAUGGUGGAGGAGUGCUGUUCAUGGCUCUGUAAUCAUUACAAAGAUGGUAAGUGGCACUCUGGUCUCUUCCCCUCAUUCCUUAGGUCUAACUGACAUGUGGCCUGAACUCCAAUUUGACUGGCCCUUUGACUUACCUGUUCCAUUUUCUUUGUGCUUUUUCUACCCAUUUUUAUUUCCCUUGUGUCUCUAUCAACAUAAAACAGAACUUAUAUUUGUUAUGCUUGUUAAGUUUGCCCCAAAAUCAUUUUAACCUCCCACAUAAAAUGAACAAAAAAACAGUUGCUUUGACAAUGAAAGGAGUGAUGGGCCACUUAUUAUCACAAAGAAUCAAGAAAAUUACAGUACACGAACAGGUCCUUCAGCCCUCCAAGCAUGCACCAACAUGCCUCCUGUCACAACUAAAACCCUCUACUCUUACGGGGACUGUAUCCCUCUAUUCCCAUCCUAUUCAUCUUUUUGCCAAGACGCCCUUUAAACGUCACUGUUGUAUCCGCUUCCACUACCUCCCCUGGCAGUGAGCUCCAGGCACCCACCAUCCUCUGUUUUAGGAAAAAAACUUGCCUUGUACAUCACCUUUAAACCUUGCCCCUCGCGUCUUAAACCCAUGGUCCCUAGUAACUGACUCUUCCACCCUGGGGAAAAAGCUUCUGACUGUCCACUCUGCCCAUGCCCUUCAUAAUCUUGUACGCCUCUAUCAAGUUGCCCCUCCACCUCCGUUGUUCCAGUGAAAACAACCUAAGUUUCUCCUCAUGGCUAAUGCCCUCCAUACCAGGCAACAUCCUGGUAUAUCUUUCCUGUACCGUCUCUGAAGCCACCACAUCCUUCUAGUAAUGUAGUGACCAGAAUUGAACACAAUAUUCCAAGUGCAGCCUAACUAAGGUUUUAUAAUACUGCAAUAUUACCUGUCAAUUUUUAAACUCAGUGCUUCAGCUGAUGAAGGCAAGCAUGCCUUAUGCCUUGUUGACUACCUUCUCCACCCACGUGUUGCCACUUUCAAUGACCUGUGUACCUGCACACCCAGAUCCCUCUGCCUAUCAGUACUCUUAAGCGUUCUUCCAUUUAAUGUACAUUUUCCAUCUGGAUUAGACCUUCCGAAAUACAUUACCUCACAUUUUUCUGGAUUAAACUCAAUCUGCCAUCUUGCUGCCCAAGUCACCAACUGAUCUAUAUCCACCUGUGUCGAAUUCAGGAACACACUCUUCCACUGCUAUCUUCUGUCUUCUAUGAUCAAGCCAAUUUUUUAAUUCAUCUUGCAAGCUCACCUCUAAACCAAGCAACUUUACCUUCUGUAUCAGUCUGUCAUGAGGGGCCUUGUCAUAGGCCUUACUGAGGCCCAUGUGGACAACAUUCAUAGCACUACCCUCAUCUAUCAUCUUCGUCACUUCCUCAAAACACUCAACCAAAUUAGUGAGACAUGACUUCCCCUUCACAAAACCGUGUUGCCUCUCACUAAUACACCCACUGAUUUUUCAAGUGGAAGUAAAUCUUGCCUCCAAGAAUCCUCUCCAACAAUUUCCCUACCACUAGUGUAAGGCUGACCAGCCUGUAACUUGCUGGAUUAUCCUUGCCACCCUUCUUAAACAAAGGAACAACAUUGGCUAUUCUCCAAUCCUCUGGAACCUCCCCUGUAACCAGUGAGGAUACAAGGAUUUCCCUCAAGGCCUCAGCUAUUUCUCCCUUUGCCGCUCAGUAUUCUGGGGUAUAUCCCAUCAGGCCCUGGGCACAUGUCUACCCUCAUGUUUUUUCAAGACCCCCAAUACCCUACCACCUCUUUGAUCUCAACACGACCCAAACUAUCUGCUCACCCUUCUCCAGACUCCUCAUCCACCAAGUCCUUCUCUGUGGUGAAUACUGAUGCAAAGUACUCAUUUAAUACCUUGCCCGUUUCAUCUGGCUCCACACACAAAUUCCCUUCACUGUCCUUGAGUGCUUGUUCAUUAAGUAACUACACUGACCUAUUUGUAACUCCUUGGAGUAUACACUCAAAGGAAUUGCUGAGGUACAGUUAUCAUUCCCAGUAGCUGCAGUUUUGAAGGUAAUCUACGUACAGUUAACAUUAUUUAUUAAACAUUAAGUUGAAGAUUUACGUAGCUUUGGUAGGGUCAACCUUUAUUACCAAAGUGAUGGUGUUGAGCUUUGUUGUUGAAGGGCUGCCCUCUGUGAUGAAGGAUCUUAAAUGUAUUUCUCCAUGAGAUGUCAUGGUUGGACUAGUAUGUGUUGUACAUCUCUUAUUGCCCUUGAACUAAGUAGCUUGCUAGGGCUGUUUCAGAGGCCAGUUAAGAGUCAACUACAUUGCUGCUGGCCUGGAGUGACUUGUAGGUCAGACCAGUUAUGGAUGACAGUUUUCAUUCCCUGAAUGAUAUCAUGAGUCAAAUGGGUUUUUUGACAAUCAAUGAUAGUUGUCAAGGUCACCAUGACUGGGAUUUGCUUUAUAUUCCAGAUUUAUGAAUUGAAUUUAAAUUGUGCCAACUGCUACUGUGGGAGCAUUAACCCAGGCCUCUAAAUUACUGUUCCAGUGCCAUUGGCACUAAACUGGUGCAGAACUUUAGGAAUUUGAUCCACGGAAGAUGUAGUUCCAAAUCAGGAGUUGGGGAAAGGGAGAAUGUAGGGGAGAAGUUUGAAGGUAAAUUUUGUGAAUGCAGAUCCAUGUUCUAAUGUAUUAAAUUAAUGGUUUUAUCUUUCUUUUUGAUGCUUGAGGUGAGUAAAACAUCAUUUGCAUUAAUAUGAACAAGUCAAUCGUUGGUAGACUGUGCAAUUCAUAACAUGUUUGUGAUAUGUUCUGCAUUCUUAACUGACCUUCAGCUGGAUAAAUAUUGUUGGAACAAUACUACUUAUGAGGCAGAUAAUUUUUUUUUGCAUAGAGGAUACAACUUUAAUGUUGCAUGAGUGUAGGCACCUCCAGGCUCCUUUUUCAAACAGCAUGUGGUAUUUAGUCAGCUUGGUUUUAUGCUCCAUUCAAUUCAAUGGAAAUCAUGAACAAAGUAACAAAUUGGGUAUUAUUUUGAUUCAAUCUGAUCAUGUCGGUUUUCCCAACCCUUAAACAUAUGUCUUCUCAAUUUAUGUAACUUAGGUACAAAACACUCAGGUGUUUUUAAAAACAUGAUAGUGAUAUGUGAGAGUUGAAACUUAAAUUUCUGAAUUGUGAAUGAAUUUAAGAAUUUAGAAAAUAUGCAGUGAUAUAUUCAUAUGGGCAAUUCUAUUAUGAGCAGCAGCAUAAAAAUUUUUAUACUGGAACAAGUUGACAGCAAGUGUGCAAAAGUACAGUAUUUUUGAGAUACUACAGUACAAAGUCAAAUUGAAUAUUACAUAUAAUUAGGUGUAAACCUCAUGGCAUUGGACCAGCGUGGACAACAUGCUGAUUUCAAUUUUUACCCACCUUUGAUCCCGAACAAUGCAUCAGAUGCUUCCAAAUUCAAAUAAAUUUCUAGAUGAAAUAAAAGUUCAUUUUUGUAAAAUUCUUGAAUUUGAGUAAUUUGAAGUCAUUGUAUUUUAAAUUCUUAAGAUUCCGAACACCAGAAAUACUUGCGAGCACCAAUGAAUAGUUAUCCAGCUCUUGUAAACAAUCUUUUCUUCUUGAACAAUAAAAAUUUAUGAUCGUAGAUUUUUAUCCUCACAUCUGCUUUUCCAGGAAGUAACUGUCUUCUAGAAGAUAAGAACAGAAGAGUACAAUUGAUAAUAAACUUGUUUCAAUGUA
Molecule: messenger RNA, 14840 nt
Organism: Stegostoma tigrinum
Lineage: Eukaryota; Metazoa; Chordata; Chondrichthyes; Orectolobiformes; Stegostomatidae
Gene: snap91a
Product: synaptosome associated protein 91a
Exons: 30
Coding region: 307-3144 (945 amino acids)
Biological process (GO): clathrin-dependent endocytosis; synaptic vesicle budding from presynaptic endocytic zone membrane; clathrin coat assembly
Cellular component (GO): synaptic vesicle; clathrin-coated pit; extrinsic component of presynaptic endocytic zone membrane
Molecular function (GO): 1-phosphatidylinositol binding; phosphatidylinositol-4,5-bisphosphate binding; clathrin heavy chain binding
Source: RefSeq, a predicted model, not a curated record